Folsomia candida is the source of this 8165-nucleotide messenger RNA. RefSeq names its product potassium/sodium hyperpolarization-activated cyclic nucleotide-gated channel 3 (gene Ih). The record is from RefSeq and is a predicted model, not a curated record. The transcript has 34 exons. Gene Ontology annotation, cellular component: membrane. NCBI's taxonomy places the organism in Eukaryota, Metazoa, Arthropoda, Collembola, Entomobryomorpha, Isotomidae. Gene Ontology annotation, biological process: transmembrane transport; potassium ion transport. The coding region runs from base 1983 to 5504 and encodes 1173 amino acids. Gene Ontology annotation, molecular function: voltage-gated potassium channel activity.
AUAUUCGGCAAGCACAUCACAUUUAUUAUCAUUUGAGAAAAUCUUCUUGCAUAAUAUGCACAUCUACAUACGUUCGCUGAAAACCUGGUAUUAAUCUCCCAGCGAGUGUUAGAAAUGUAGGGUAAAAAGGAUAUUGAGAAAUCACGUGAGACUGGUGAGAGACUUGGAGAAGAUGAAACGGAGUAAAUCUCAAUUGUGGUGGUUUUAGACAGAACCUCGAGCUGUAAUUUCGUAUUUGUAUUGUACUUUGUCUUUUUUUAAUUAUCAGCCAAACCAACCGUAACUGAAGUCGACCUUUAUUAAUUUAUGGCGUCAGCAGUAUUCUCAUUUCGCCUGAUAUUCACAAUACAUUUGUUUCCGUAGAAGACUGAGUAAAUUUUUAAUUAGGUCGGGCCAGCUGCGACCAGCAUUAUCCUGUAAUUGGUUGUUUUCCAUGUAGUAUAUGCCACAAUUCUGUAACAGCAACAACUACUUUGUCACUGAAGCCUGCAGAGUUGAUAGAAAUAGUUUAUUAGGUCAGUUCUAACAGACAUGUCAGUCCACAUUGCACAAAACCCAAUAGUUCCGAAUUCGAUAAGUCUAUUUACGUGUGCUCGCUGCUGCUAAACCACGGCUACACUGGCUACAUAUUUAAUAAAUAAACGUGUCACCAAACUCGGAAGGAUGCAUUGGCACUAAUUCUAGGUGAUGAGUAUCGUAGCACAAACCUGGGAAUCAAUAUUUUUCUUUAAAUUACACACAGUGAAAUAGUCGAGUAUUAUUUAAUAAUCAAGCACUUGCCCUCCUGUCCCUGUCAUUUGCCGUCACUCAAAAUCUUUCUCAGCUUUGUCAACUCGAUAAACUAGGAUUGGUGUCACGAUGAUGACAUUUAGUUUGGCUGGAAAGUGUCAAACAGAUGCUACUGCAAUAUACAAAAAAGUUCGUGGGUGGGGACCCGAAUGUCAAAUUAUUGUUGCAUUAGGACAAAAGGUCUUUAAGAAGAAACCAGGAAAGCAGAUUUACAAACGUCUCAAACGAAAAUGCACCAGCAUACACCGACAAACAGGAUUCAUUACCUCGUCAGUGCGCAAAAUAGGAUGCGAACUCACACAAUUGUAAUUUCAAACGUGAAAAUUUUGAAUGGAAGCGCACGAUGUUAAAAUGCGUUAAAAAUAAGACGUGAGUUUGAUAAGUUUGUUCCUGCUCACACUAAAAAACCACCAAUGGGAUCAGUUUAUACAAGGAAUAACACCGUUGCAAGUACAAUCAACUGGUUUUCUACAUGUUAUAUUGUCUGCAUGAUGCAACCACUCAAGAGACUUUGAAACGGUUGCUUUCACGUUGAACAGUUUUGAUUUUCAUUUAAAGUUAAGUUUUGAGCCUGUAAUUUGGAAAGCAACAAAGGAGCGUGAGGAGGAGGCCAGUGAGUGAGCUGAGAGUGAAUGCACAAGGGACAGGCGAAUUUAUUCCUCAAGUUUGCACGGAGAAAGUAAAAGCUCUAAAGCAAUAAAAUCCCAUUUUAUGAGCAGGUUGCCAUUAUUAUCCAGUUUGGAUUUUGCUCGUGGGUUGUGAUGUGGCACAGGAAAGUUCUUGCAGAAUGAAAUAGAAAGUUGGUCAAGUCUGAGUGACACGGAAUUAAGGAGGAGCUACCGGUGCUGGGAUGCAGACUGAUAAAACAACUAUUUGUUCAAGUCUAAAUUUAAAACAAUGUUUCCUCAAGUUUUUAAAGUAUUUCCUGAAAACUUGGUUUUCUUCGCAGCACGCGGAAAGCGUGGUAAUUCACAAAGGAUGUAUUUUUAACACAACUAACAAAGUUUAUUUCAACAUGCUUUAUUUGCUUUAUUUUACAUAAGUUUACAACACAAAAAUCAUAGCACUAAGGAGUCCGUAGAAGUGAAUUGAUAUGGCGGUGCAGACUAAUCAACCCCACGUCGUUAUUGACGUAACUUUUAUCCAGUGCUGGUGACGACAAUUGGAGCUCAACAGUGUGCGGAAGGUGGAUAAUGUCGGAGGCACACAGGAAACGACGCCUCAAUUUACAAAGAUGGGCUUCUGCAGAGGAACGCGAGCGAGGUGGCGACGGCCGGAGAUGGCAAAGGGCACCAUCCCUCCGCCUAGCGAACGGGAGAUUGCGCGGUGGUCCUUACUCGUCGGUGCCGGGGUGCGUGACCGGACCCUACUCUUACUCCCACCCGACCUCUCCCACCAUCGUGUCUGACCGUCAUGUGGGUCUACACGGUUUCGGACUGGGUCACCAUCGACCGAGUCAUCAUCACGGUUCCACCACAGUCGUCAUUGGCGACCGUGUCAGCUACCACCCUUCCGACUCACUGCUAACUGUGGACGACGACGAUCUACUCGUCGACGACUACAUUACCCCUGAAAUGAACUACCCAAGAGAACCACCCUCCGGAUCUGGUGGACCCGGAGGGAUGAGUGGCUCGAAAGUGCAUUUCUCUGGGGACGAUGUGAGCCUGUAUGGCACGCCCAAGGACGAGCCAUUGACUCCCAGCAUGACAAAUCUGGACAAGAGCGGAGGCCACUCUGGCUCUUCUGCGGGAGUGGGUGGGGACUCCAAGCCCUCCUUCAUCCGCAACCAGCUUCAAGCCCUUUUCCAACCCACGGACAACAAGUUAGCCAUGAAGUUGUUUGGUUCGAAAAAAGCCCUGAUGAAAGAGAGAAUUAGACAAAAGAAUGCGGGACAUUGGAUUAUUCACCCUUGCUCUAACUUUAGGUUCUAUUGGGAUUUGUGCAUGUUGCUGCUGCUGGUGGCCAACUUGAUAAUUCUUCCCGUGGCCAUUUCCUUCUUCAGAGAUGAUCUCAGUAUCCGCUGGAUUGCUUUUAAUUGCCUUUCUGACACUAUCUUCCUUAUUGACAUUGCUGUUAAUUUUCGAACUGGUAUAAUGCUGAAGGACAAUGCGGAGCAAGUGAUUUUAGACCCAGUGUUGAUAGCAAAACAUUACUUAAAAACUUGGUUUGCUCUGGACUUGAUAUCAUCCAUUCCAUUGGACUAUAUCGUGCUCAUCGUUUGUUAUCUGGAGUACUGCGAUUUCAGCGACAGUGUGCACAGUUUCCAAUUUAUACACGCGGGUCGUGCGCUCAAAAUUUUGCGAAUGGUCAAACUGCUCAGCUUGGUUCGUCUUCUUCGGCUAUCGAGACUUGUUCGAUACGUGUCGCAAUGGGAAGAAGUUUAUCUACGUCAAAGCCUGCACCAAAAAAGAACUCGAGAGCGACGAGACUCAACUUCUUUCGGGAAGGAGGCUUUUUCUGGAAAAAAUCUUAUUCUACAGUUCCUGAAUAUGGCGUCGGUAUUCAUGCGCAUAUUUAAUCUGAUAUGUAUGAUGCUACUGAUUGGACACUGGUCUGGGUGCCUACAAUUCCUCGUGCCUAUGCUCCAAGGGUUCCCUUCCAACUCGUGGGUCGCUAUAAAUGAGCUCCAGGACGCCUUUUGGCUGGAGCAGUAUAGCUGGGCGUUAUUCAAAGCAAUGUCGCAUAUGUUGUGUAUAGGUUACGGACGCUUCCCCCCUCAAAGUCUGACAGACAUGUGGCUAACCAUGUUAUCCAUGAUUUCUGGUGCCACGUGCUACGCACUUUUUCUUGGUCACGCCACCAACCUUAUUCAGAGCCUGGAUUCUUCAAGAAGACAAUACCGAGAAAAGUUGAAACAAGUGGAGGAGUACAUGGCAUACAGGAAACUUCCAAGGAAUAUGCGAGCCCGCAUUUCUGAAUAUUUCGAGCACAGAUAUCAAGGAAAAUUCUUUGAUGAGGACGCCAUACUUGGAGAACUGUCUGAAAAGCUGAGAGAGGAUGUAAUAAACUACAACUGCCGUUCACUGGUAGCUUCGGUUCCAUUUUUUGCUAAUGCAGACCCUGAUUUUGUCUCUGAAGUGGUCACUAAACUCCAAUACGAGGUCUUCCAACCCGGUGAUAUAAUAAUAAAGGAGGGGACGAUAGGAACGAAAAUGUAUUUUAUUCAAGAGGGCAUUGUCGACAUUGUGAUGGCCAAUGGCGAAGUUGCAACAUCUUUAUCAGAUGGGUCCUACUUUGGGGAAAUAUGUCUCCUCACAAACGCAAGGAGAGUGGCCAGCGUAAGGGCGGAAACAUACUGCAACCUCUUCUCCCUGAGUGUGGAACAUUUCAACGCAGUUCUUGACCAAUAUCCUUUGAUGCGAAGGACCAUGGAGUCUGUCGCAGCAGAGAGACUGAACAAAAUUGGAAAGAACCCGAACCUAGUAGCGACACGAGAGGACCAAUCGGUGUCUGCCAUUGUGACUGCUCUCUCAGAACAAGCGGCGCACGAAGACGAAGAAGUGGAUCUGCAGCCGACCCCACCUCCAAGCAAUAAAUCCAAAGACAAGGACAAAUGUGACAUGAGAGAGUUGACAAAAGCUUUAGCCAAAGUUAAUCUGCCUCGUCCGAAAUCUGAAAAUUGUUUUCUCGCCUCACUCGAAACGUUAAAUAAUACCGUGCCCACCACCACACCCGGACCCAUCAGUUCAUCUGCCGUCACGUCAAUGUCGUCCAAGCUCCUCGUCGCCGCGGUCACUGCCCCACUUCUCACUACCAUGGGUCACCCACAACUAAUGAGCCACAUGGCGGGGACUAGUCAACCAUCGGGCGCUGCUCACUCAUCGACUAAUGCUGAUGUCAUUGUCAAAACGGCGUCGGCCCCAGUAACACCGAUCCCCGGAGGUAAAGCAGGAGUUGAGAAACCACCUUCAUAUUCGCAGGUGACGGGCACAAUUGGCCCAGCAACUACUACGACGACUACAUCGCAAGUUCAUGUUAUCGGGCAGCCAUUGGUUGUGGUGCCCAUUACCAUUACCACUUCGGCAGCCGUGUCUGCACCUCCUGCUUCUUCAACAACUAGUCAACAGACUCCUAAACCGACUUUCUUUGUGGGACCGGCUACUCCACCAACCCCCACCACGACAGGGGGCAGCCCCACAUCGGCCAUAACUCAGUCCAUGACCACUUCCUCUAUGCCUUCAAGUUCAACUAAACAACCCACGACGACUUCGUCUAUCUCUUCAAAACCAGUGAGUUCCCCUUCAGUAACUGUUACAAGACCUUCCCCUGCUGGCUCCAGCUCUAGCGUGCAGCAGGCUUCCCCAGUCUCGAGGGCGAAGGGACCCCAAACCACACCAAGUUCUGUUCCCGCAUCUUCAAAGCCUUUAUCUAUAACCAAAUCUGCGACUACCACUGCUGCUCCUCCAGUCGCCGCUGCUGCUCCAGCACCGGUGCCGAGUCGAAUGACCCAAGCGACAAAGCCAGGAGUUGCAAAACCCACGCCGUCUCCACCUUCAAGUAUAAAGAUUUCAGGAAAAGACAAGGGUAGCACCAGUAGUUUUUCAGAAGCGAUGAGUAGCCGACCUUCACCAACCCCUCCAGUUACCACCACCUCAUCACAAUCAACCGUCAUAAAUAUGCCACCUCAGCAAACAUCCAGCUCAUCAAAUAGCAGUAGAACUACGCCCAAGACGACCGACAGUGGGUCUGGAGGAGCAAGUACUCAUUACCGUUAAAAUACUUGAACUCAUAGGCCAAUUUUAUAUCCCCGUCUCCCGUGAUUAUAUUGUCAUAAACAAUACAUAUGCCAUUGCUUAAAUUAAGUGCAAUCCCAAUAAUACGAAUAAAGACUAUUAACCAUUACAUACUUGAGUAUAGGGGAUGAGACAAACCAAAUACUUUUAAAUAUGUAGAUGAGUACAUAUGUAUGGACACGUACGUAUGUACAUGCGUACUUACAAGUUGUAUCAUUUCCCUUGAAUAACCUAGCGAAAUAAAACUGAGAUGCGAUACAGCCUUUCCUAAAAGCAAUAGUUUUAUAGAAAUGAACGAAUUGACCGUUUCAGGAUAAUUUUAAUAAUUUAUAUAACCGAAAGAAGUAUGAAACUAUAGAGUACGACAUUUUUACGCUAAGAGGUAAACAUGCCCAAAAAGAUAUUUACAUAGACAUGAAAUAUUGUUACAUAUAUUCAAAAGAUAUAGUGAUGUGCAAAACUACCGAUAGUGUAACUCUAAGAAUAAUCAAGUCCAUCUCUGCGAAAUUGGACGUAGAAAACGUAAUUUUGUAUGCAUUUAAAAGUUAAGUAGGUGCACUGAGCCCCCAUGUCGUUAAAUCCCCGUGCACCACAUAUAUUUAGUUGUAAAUAAUAAAUCCAUCCAAAUGAAACCAUCAACCCCACCCACCUGUAACAUGAAUAUAUCAACAGAGAGUCUCAAAAUCCGUACCCAAUCUCAUCCUCUGAGUCACGGUAGUAAAACUAAGAAUUAGGAACAGACACAUAUUUUGUAGAGGCAAUCAAUCAAUCAUUCGAUCAAGUCGAGUCAAUGUCAAUAAAAUCACAAAACGUCAAUCUAUUAGCUUGUAACAUGGAAAGAAAAUAAUAUUGUACACUUUUUUUUGAUGCGCCUUAUGUUUUCCUUUCACCCACUGAAAUGGUUGGUCGUCGUCAUGUUCACCUGUGAUCAGAGAGUAGUAGUUUCAUUACAGAUGAAAUUUUUAGAUCAAAUUCAUAAAACAGUCCUUAUAUCUAAAAACGACAUUUGUACAAGUAUUACUAGGUCUUACACUAAAGUGUACUAUGUAAAAUAUGGUGCAAAAAUAGCAGGAAGAAUAAAGAUUGCUUCACACAUGGAGGAGAGUCAAUGUAUGGCAAUGCAUUGUCAUCAUUAUGGGAUUCAAAUGGAAAAUUAGUGAACCUGCUAAAUAAAUAUAUGUACUUUUAGUACCGAAUCACCGAUUUAUCUCACUCAGGCAUUUCUUUUCAAGAUUUUAUCCCAGCAACGCCAUUUCCAACUUUUAUCUACUGCUCCAUUUAUUAUUCUUGCUGUACUAUCAAAGGUAUUCAGUAUUAGAAUCAGCUACAGUUACACAUGUAUUGAUACCCAAGUAAAAGCAAACCGAAAGUAUUCUCGAAGUAAAUAUAUUUAAUAUAAUGAUAUUUAAUAAUAAGUGGAUAAAUAAAUAUAACAGCUUCCGUUUGUUACAUUCUUUUGUAUUUUACCGAAGGUGCGAAUGCUGGUGCUCAACCUUGUUAUUAAAUUAUGUAAUUAUUAAACUUUAAUAAGGCAAGAAAUCCUCACAAGGAAUUUAGUAUUGGUUUCAAUAUAUAAAUGAAUAAAAAACGGAGAAGAUUUUAAAAGGUAGAAAUGUGAUCACCUCAGCCUAAUCUUAAUGGAAUAUUAAUACUUAAAAAUAUAUAUGUAUAACAAUACAACCCUGGCCCAAUGAGUAUCUAUCUAUUAAAAAAUGACAUACACAACAUCUUUUAGUUAUUUAUUUAUACAACUUUCUGUACAUUUGUUACCGUUCAGAUUCACCACUUUGUUAUUAAUUGUUACUAUAUUAUCCUUUCCCAAAAGCUCAGUCAUAUCAACUAAAUACUUACACAAAAGUAUUAAACUAUUGAAUUAUUGUUUAAAAAUCAUCACGAUACUCCCACUAAUAUCCUUAAUGUAGUGGGUAAUUAAUUAAUAAAAUUAUGUGUCAUGCAAGGUAAUUUAUAGAUUUUUUUUCAUUUUUAGCUUCGUCCUAGUUUGAUCUGAAUCGUAAAUCAAAUGCACAACAUAUUUGAAUUUGUGAUUCUACUCGUAGCUCUAAUUAAUUGAAAUUAAUUAGCUACCUUGUAGUCAGUAAAUUAAUUAAUUGUUAUUAUUAAUUAAAUAUUAUUAUUGUAAUGACAAAACUGAUGCAACUCAUUUGAAUGAAAUUAGUUAGAUUCUUGCAGGGAAGCUGAACCUUAAAAAUUAUUAAUUAUUACUUAAUAAUGCAACUCAUAGUGCCUCUGUAGCCUUUAGAAUGGUAGUGUCAACAACAAACCAAGAAAAAAACUUGAUAAACUUCCUGCGAUUUGAAGUAUAGUAACAACGAGGGUGAGGAUUCCGAAAAAAUUACAAAGUCAAUUUACGUUAAAUUUUAAAAGAAAUAAUUAUUUACAUAUAAUUUAAUUAUUUACAAAUAUUUAGAAAUAUGUAGAGUAAGAAAAUUUCAAGUGCUUUUUUGACUUCCAUAAUUUGUUUGUUCAUUUGAGAAUAUUUCUGUAAACUCAGCCCCAUUUUAUUCGAAAGUCCCAAUGAUAAGUUGUGUAUGCAGAUUUUACUCCGGAGACAAUGUCAACAGUUGAAAGUAUAAGCUUGAAUUGAAAUUAAUAAAUUUACAGCGAACAACAAAGGAAAUUAAA